AUGGAAUCGAAAGGCAACAAAAGAUUGAACAAGGAGAUGUUUUCCCAUAUUCUACACUUGCCUUCUAAUGGUUCUUUUGAAGUUCCUAUGUAUGAACAAGAAACAAAGAAACGAAAGGCUAUUGGGGUGUUGAAAUGUUUUAAGAAGCUCAGGUUUUUAACAGUCGAAGAGCCUUCUACCAUAGCUUUGCCAAAACCAAAUACUUUUGAAGUAAAUCACGAUAGUGAAGAGACGGAAGAUGUAUUUCUAGGAAAUGAUGAUCUCAUAUUUCAUGUUUUAACAAGAAAGGAUGCCACUAUUGAAUCAAAUAUCAAGGAGACAUGA
Molecule: messenger RNA, 324 nt
Organism: Lactuca saligna
Lineage: Eukaryota; Viridiplantae; Streptophyta; Magnoliopsida; Asterales; Asteraceae
Source: the annotation of a GenBank genome assembly